AUGACAAAUAUAUUGAUGUUUUCAUUCCCAGGCAGACCCCAAAUGUGGCAGCUUUUAGCAGCAGCAUGCUGGAUGCUUCUUCUUGGACCACUAUAUGGUUAUCACAGGAAAGGAAGCAUCACAAAUCCUGAAGCCCAUAUGAAUAUUAGCCAGAUUAUUUCUUACUGGGGUUAUCCUGAUGAAAAGUAUGAUGUUGUGACCAAAGAUGGUUAUGUCCUUGGAAUUUACAGGAUUCCUCAUGGGAGAGGAUGUCCAAGAACAGCUCCAAGGCCUGUUGUGUAUUUGCAACAUGGCUUAGUUGCAUCUGCCACUAACUGGAUUUGCAACCUGCCCAACAACAGCUUGGCUUUUCUUCUGGCAGAUGCUGGAUAUGAUGUGUGGAUGGGGAACAGCCGGGGAAAUACCUGGUCCAGAAAACACUUGAAAUUUUCACCCAAAUCACCAGAAUUCUGGGCCUUCAGUUUGGAUGAGAUGGCUAAAUAUGAUCUUCCAGCCACAUUUGAUUUUAUUAAAGAGAAAACUGGACAGCAGCGACUCUUCUAUGUGGGCCACUCCCAAGGCACCACCAUCGCUUUCAUAGCAUUCUCUACAAAUCCAGAGCUGGCAAAAAGGAUCAAAAUAUUUUUUGCAUUGGCUCCAGUCACUACAGUGAAAUACACCCAAAGUCCUAUGAGAAAAUUAACAACUCUUUCCAGAAAAGCAGUCAAGGUGAUAUUUGGUGACAAGAUGUUCUCUCCUCAUACGUUUCUUGAACAAUUCAUUGCCACCAAGGUGUGCAACCAGAAGAUAUUUCAUCGUAUUUGCAGUAACUUCCUAUUCUCUUUUUGUGGAUUUGACCCAAAUAACUUAAACAUGAGUCGCUUGGAUGUUUAUUUGGCACAGAGUCCGGCAGGAACAUCUGUUCAGAAUAUGCUACACUGGGCCCAGGCUGUUAAUUCUGGUCUGUUCCAAGCUUUUGAUUGGGGAAACCCUUAUCAGAACAUGAUACACUUUCAACAGCUUACACCUCCCUUAUACAACGUUAGUGAGAUGAAUGUUCCAACAGCAAUGUGGAGUGGUGGACACGACCGUGUGGCUGAUCCCAGGGACAUUGAAAAUUUACUCCCUAACAUUACCAGACUUAUUUAUUACAAAUUUAUUCCACACUACAAUCAUGUGGAUUUUUACCUGGGACAGGAUGCACCCCAGGAAAUUUACCAAGACCUAAUUAGAAUGAUGGAGGAAUAUUUCUAA
This is a messenger RNA of Molossus molossus (Pallas's mastiff bat), 1233 nucleotides long. RefSeq names its product lipase member K-like. Gene Ontology annotation, molecular function: hydrolase activity, acting on ester bonds. Lineage: Eukaryota; Metazoa; Chordata; Mammalia; Chiroptera; Molossidae. Gene Ontology annotation, cellular component: intracellular membrane-bounded organelle. The transcript is spliced from 9 exons. The record is from RefSeq and is a predicted model, not a curated record. The coding region runs from base 1 to 1233 and encodes 410 amino acids.